Podospora pseudocomata is the source of this 6651-nucleotide messenger RNA. It is a transcript of the gene brr2, whose product is annotated as Pre-mRNA-splicing helicase BRR2. Lineage: Eukaryota; Fungi; Ascomycota; Sordariomycetes; Sordariales; Podosporaceae. The coding region runs from base 1 to 6651 and encodes 2216 amino acids. The record is from RefSeq and is a predicted model, not a curated record. The transcript has a single exon. Gene Ontology annotation, molecular function: ATP binding; nucleic acid binding.
AUGUCCGACUAUCAGCGCGAUGUCUCGCAGUACAAGUACUCGGCCAUGUCCAACCUGGUCCUCCAGGCGGACCGUCGGUUUGUCACAAGACGAACAGACGAGGCCACAGGCGACCCGGAAUCUCUCGCCGGUCGUCUCUCCAUCAAGGAUAUGGGCGCACGUGUCGGCCGCGAUGCAGCCCCAAAGACGAAAAAGACCAGUGCCAUGCCCAACGUCGAGCGAGGAGAUGUACAGGAAGGUGCUGAUAUUCUCCAACACUUGAAGGACAAGAAGAAGAAGGGCAAGACCGAGACCCGCGGCGGUGGUAUUCUCGCGAGCACCGACAUGAUCGAGGGUAUCAUCUACCGACCACGAACACAGCCAACACGGGACGCAUUCAACCUCAUCCUGACGAUUGUGGCCGAGCACUUGGGUGAUCUACCCCACGACACAGUGCGCAGCGCGGCUGAUGCCGUACUGGAGUUCCUCAAGGAUGAUGACCUCAAGGAUUUUGACAAGAAGAAGGAAAUUGAUGGGAUAUUGGGCGAGUCUAUGGAUCCAAAGAAGUUCAAUGAGCUGGUAAAUCUUGGAAAGAAGAUCACAGAUUACGAUGCGCAGGACGACGAGGAUGAGGAAAUGGGCGAUGCCAGACCAGAUGCCGAUGAUGAAAUUGAUGGCCGCCAAGGUGUUGCGGUCAACUUUGAAAACGACGAAGAUGAGGAUGGCAUGGUAGAUGUAGUACGGGACGAGUCUUCUUCUGAGGACGAGGAAGAGGAUAUUGACGAUGAGGAUCGGCCAGAGCUUCAGGAGGUUGCCGAGGGUGGGGAGGCUGGGAUUGAUCGGGAUGAGGAGGAGGUAGGGUUGGUUGAUGGCGAGACUAUGGUUAUCGAUGCCGCGCCAAACGGGAAGGACAAGUCCGAGGAGAAGAACUUUGUGCCGGCCCGGAAUAUUGAUGCAUAUUGGUUACAACGGCAAAUUGGUCGCCUUUACCCAGAUGCCCAUGUUCAGCACGACAAGACCUCCCUGGCGCUCAAGAUCCUUUCAGGAGAGCCGGAUGAGCCAGGUGGAGAGGAGAAGCAACUUCGCGACAUUGAAAAUGACCUCAUGGAGCUCUUUGACUACGAGCACCAUGAGAUUGUGCAAAAGCUGAUCGAGAACCGGGAAAAGGUUGUGUGGCUUACACGGCUGGCCAGGGCAGAGGACCAGAAGGAACGAGACACAAUCGAAAGAGAAAUGGCUUCAGAAGGGCUGCGGUGGAUUCUGGACGAACUUCAUGGCAAGUCCAAGGAUGACCAAAAGAAGCCAAAGAUGGAAAUCAAGAUGGACAUCGACUCUGGUGCCUUUGCCGACGGGAAAGCCCCAAAGCAGGAAAAGCCUGAUGGUCAGUUGGUCGGCGGUCUUCAACCCAAGAAACUGAUCAACCUGGAAAAUCUCGUGUUCGACCAAGGCAAUCAUCUCAACACCAAUCCUAAGGUCAGGCUACCGGAAGGUACCACAAAAAGAACCUUCAAGGGCUACGAAGAAAUUCAUGUGCCUCCACCCAAGAAGCGUAACGAUCCUAGCGAUGUGAACAUCCCUAUUUCGGAGAUGCCAGAGUGGGCUCAACCUCCUUUCAGUACAACCAAGUCUCUCAACAAGAUUCAGUCAAAGUGCUUCCCUACUGCGUUUCAUGACGACGGCAACAUGCUGGUCUGCGCCCCGACAGGUUCCGGCAAGACCAACGUGUCUAUGCUCACCAUUCUCAGAGAGAUUGGCAAGAACAGGAACGAGAGGGGUGAGAUUGACCUCGACGCCUUCAAGAUUGUCUACAUUGCCCCCCUGAAGGCUCUUGUACAGGAGCAGGUCGGCAAUUUUGGCAAGCGUCUGGAGCCGUAUGGUAUCAAGGUUUCGGAAUUGACUGGUGACCGGCAGCUCACCAAGCAGCAAAUCUCUGAGACCCAGAUCAUUGUCACGACACCUGAGAAGUGGGAUGUCAUCACCAGAAAGGCCACUGAUAUCUCCUACACAAAUCUGGUUCGGCUGAUCAUUAUCGACGAAAUCCAUCUUCUACAUGAUGAUCGUGGCCCGGUUUUGGAGAGCGUUGUGAGCAGGACGAUUCGCAAGACCGAGCAAACCGGUGAACCAGUCCGUAUUGUUGGUCUCUCUGCUACUUUGCCGAACUACAAAGAUGUCGCAAGCUUCCUGCGUGUUGAUAUGGCCAAGGGCUUGUUCCAUUUUGAUGGUUCAUUCCGUCCCUGCCCGUUGCGCCAAGAAUUCAUUGGCAUCACCGAGAGGAAAGCCAUCAAGCAACUCAAGACCAUGAACGAUAUUACCUACACCAAGGUGAUCGAGCACGUCGGCACUCACCGCAACCAAAUGCUGAUUUUCGUUCAUUCGAGAAAAGAAACGGCAAAGACGGCCAAGUACAUUCGCGACAAGGCUUUGGAGAUGGAUACCAUCAACCAGAUUCUCAAGCACGAUGCUGGUACUCGUGAGGUGCUUAGUGAAGCAGCGAAUGCAGUCAACAAUACGGAUCUCAAGGACAUCUUGCCCUACGGUUUUGGUAUCCAUCACGCUGGUAUGAGCCGAGCUGAUCGCACUGAUGUGGAGGAUCUUUUCUCUAGCGGCCAUAUUCAGGUGCUUGUCUGCACGGCCACCCUCGCUUGGGGUGUCAACUUGCCUGCUCACACAGUCAUUAUCAAGGGUACUCAAGUGUAUUCUCCAGAAAAGGGUAGCUGGGUUGAAUUGAGCCCUCAAGAUGUCCUGCAGAUGCUUGGUCGUGCCGGUCGCCCACAGUUCGACACAUACGGUGAAGGCAUCAUCAUCACCACUCAGGGAGAAAUGACGUACUAUCUUUCGCUUCUCAACCAGCAGCUGCCUAUUGAAAGUCAAUUUGCUAGCAAGCUGGUGGACAAUCUCAACGCCGAAAUCGUCCUGGGCAAUGUUCGCAGCCGCGAUGAAGGUGUGGAGUGGCUCGGCUACACCUAUCUCUUCGUUCGCAUGCUCCGGUCGCCCGGUCUCUACAGCGUCGGCACAGAGUACGAGGAUGAUGAGGCAUUGGAGCAGAAACGUGUCGAUCUAAUACACUCGGCCGCUACUGUGCUCAAGAAGUCGAACUUGAUCAAAUACGAUGAAAAGACCGGCAAGCUCCAGUCUACCGAGCUUGGUCGUAUCGCCUCUCAUUACUACAUCACAAACUCGUCCAUGGACACCUACAACAAGCUGAUCCAGCCGGCGAUGAAUGAUGUGGAGCUCUUCCGUGUCUUUGCACAGAGUGGCGAGUUCAAGUACAUUCCGGUUCGUCAAGAAGAAAAGCUUGAACUGGCCAAGCUGCUUGCUCGUGUGCCCAUUCCCGUCAAGGAGAGCAUCGAGGAGCCAACUGCCAAGAUCAAUGUUCUGCUUCAGGCCUACAUUUCUCGCCUGCGACUGGAUGGCCUUGCCCUGAUGGCCGACAUGGUCUAUGUUACUCAGUCUGCUGGCCGCAUCCUUCGUGCCAUCUUCGAAAUCACCCUCAAGAAGGGAUGGGCUUCAGUUGCCAAAUUGGCUCUGAACCUGUGCAAGAUGGCCGAGAAGAGAAUGUGGCCGACUAUGUCUCCUCUCAGACAGUUCCCCAGCUGCCCAGGCGAAAUCGUCAGAAAGGCUGAGCGGAUAGAGGUGCCUUUCAGCAGCUAUCUGGACCUUGAUCCCCCUCGCAUGGGCGAGUUGCUCGGCAUGCCCAAGGCUGGAAAGACUGUUUGCGCGCUUGUGGCCAAGUUUCCUCGCGUCGAAGUUCAGGCCAACGUCCAGCCCAUGACUCGCUCUAUGCUCCGGGUCGAGUUGACCAUCACGCCCAACUUUGAGUGGGAUGUUGACGUUCAUGGGUUGUCUGAAAGCUUCUGGAUCAUGGUAGAAGACUGCGAUGGUGAAGACAUUCUCUUCCAUGACCAGUUCAUCCUCCGCAAGGAUUAUGCCGAGUCUGAUGCGAAUGAACACAUUGUAGAGUUCACAGUGCCCAUCACUGAGCCAAUGCCGCCCAAUUACUUCAUCUCGGUGAUUUCGGACCGCUGGAUGCACUCCGAGACUCGACUGCCAGUAUCAUUCCAGCAGCUGAUCCUGCCAGAGAGGUUCCCACCACACACUGAGCUUCUUGAUUUGCAGCCUCUGCCGGUUACUGCCCUGAAGGCCAAGGACUAUGCCGCUCUCUACCCUGACUUGACCCAGUUCAACAAGAUCCAAACGCAAACAUUCAACUCGCUCUACGGCACCGACAACAAUGUCCUUGUGGCCGCUCCCACGAGCAGCGGCAAGACCGUCUGUGCCGAGUUUGCCUUGCUUCGCCACUGGAACAAGCAGGAGUCUGGACGCGCAGUGUACAUUGCCCCGUUCCAGGAGUUGGUGGACCUGCGCUAUCAUGAUUGGCAGAAGAAGUUUGCCAAUCUCAGGGGGGGCAAGGAUAUUGUCAAGCUGACUGGAGAGACUACUGCUGAUCUGAAGCUCCUCGAGCAAGGUGACUUGAUUCUGGCGACGCCUCUUCAGUGGGAUGUCUUGUCCAGACAAUGGAAGCGCAGAAAGAACGUCCAGACUGUGGAGCUCUUCAUUGCCGAUGAGCUGCACAUGCUUGGUGGGCAGAUGGGAUACAUCUACGAGAUUAUCGUGUCCCGCAUGCACUACAUCCGCACCCAGACUGAGCUCCCGGUCAGAAUCGUUGGUCUCAGUGUUUCCCUUGCCAACGCUCGCGAUGUGGGAGAGUGGAUUGACGCCAAGAAGCAUGAUAUCUACAACUUUAGCCCUCAUGUCAGGCCCGUUCCUCUGGAGCUUCACAUUCAGUCAUACACCAUUCCUCAUUUCCCAUCCCUGAUGCUGGCGAUGGCUAAGCCAACAUAUCUGGCUGUGACUCAGAUGUCGCCUGAUCAGCCGGCUCUCAUUUUUGUGCCCAGCCGCAAGCAAACUAGAGCCACAGCACGGGACAUCCUCACUGCCGCAUUGGCAGAUGAUGAUGAGGACCGCUUCUUGAACGUUGAGGUUGAGCAGAUACAGAAGCUUCUCGAGCGUGUCCAAGAGCCAGCUCUCGCGGAGGCUCUCUCCCACGGCGUUGGCUACUACCACGAAGCUCUUAGCCAGAGUGACAAGCGCAUUGUCAUGCAUCUCUACAAGAAUAAUGCCAUCCAGGUUCUCAUCGCCUCUCGCGAUGUCUGCUGGGAGCUGGAUUGCACUGCCCACCUCGUUACUGUCAUGGGCACGCAAUACUUCGAGGGCAGAGAGCACCGCUAUGUUGACUACCCGCUCAGCGAGGUUCUGCAAAUGUUCGGCAAGGCUUCGCAGUCUUCGCGCGACGGCCGUGGUCGCGGUGUGCUGAUGGUGCCGGCGGUGAAGAGAGAGUAUUACAAAAAAUUCCUCAACGAAGCUCUGCCCGUUGAGUCGCAUCUUCACAACUUCCUCCAGGAUGCGUUUGUGACCGAGAUCAGCACGAGGAUGAUCGAGUCUGGUGAGGAUGCUAUCAACUGGGCCACAUUCACCUACUUUUAUCGCCGGCUGCUCGCCAACCCAAGCUACUACAGUCUUACGGAUCCUACUCACGAGGGCCUGAGCCAGUACCUCUCUGACAUGGUUGAAGCCACCCUGAAGGAGCUCUCAGAGUCCAAGAUUGUCGACUUUGACGAGGAUGAGGGCACUGUCGCUCCUCAGAACGCUGCCAUGAUUGCUGCGUAUUACAACAUCUCGUACAUCACCAUGCAGACCUUCCUUCUCUCGCUCACGGCGAAGACGAAGCUCAAGGGCAUUCUCGAAAUCGUUACGUCUGCUACCGAGUUUGAAUCGAUUCAGAUCCGACGUCACGAGGAAGCCAUCCUCAGACGCAUCUAUGACAGUGUUCCCGUCAAGAUGGCUGAGCCAGCUUUCGAUUCGCCUCAUUUCAAGGCCUUUGUGUUGGUUCAGGCCCAUUUCUCCCGGAUGAACCUCCCGAUUGAUUUGGCUAAGGACCAGGAAGUCAUCUUGACAAAGAUUGUCAGCCUGUUGAAUGCCAUCGUCGAUAUCUUGUCUUCUGAUGGCCGUCUCAACGCCAUGAACGCCAUGGAAAUGUCGCAGAUGGUGGUGCAGGCCAUGUGGGAUCGCGACAGCCCCCUCAAGCAAAUUCCCAACUUCACCACCGAAACUGUCAAGGUGGCCAACAAGUACGACAUUCAGGAUAUCUUUGACUUUAUGAGCAAGAUGGAUCCUGACGAGAAUCCUGACUACAAUUCUCUCAUCAAGGAUCUCGGGUUCACCCAGGCACAGCUCGCGCAGGCAGCCAACUUUACCAACAGCAAGUAUCCCGAAAUCUCGCUGGAGGUUGAGGUGGAGGACAAGGAUGGGAUCCGGGCUGGCGAGCCGGCGUACCUCAAGAUUACGAUCGAGCGGGAGAUUGACGAGGACGAGGAGUACGACCCGACCGUGCACGCGCCGUUUUACCCCGGCAAGAAGACGGAGAGUUGGUGGUUGGUGGUUGGCGAGGAAAAGACAAAGGAGCUGCUGGCAAUCAAGCGGAUCACGGUAGGACGGAAACUCAACGUCAGACUGGAAUUCACCGUGCCCACGGCGGGUCACCACGACUUGAAGCUCUUCUUCAUGAGCGACAGCUACAUGGGUGUGGAUCAGGAGCCAUCAUUUUCGGUGGAGGUUGCGGAGGGGAUGGAUGUUGAUGAGGAGGAGGACGAUGAGGAGGACGAUGAUGAGUAG